Salvelinus fontinalis (brook trout) is the source of this 4190-nucleotide messenger RNA. It is a transcript of the gene pecr, whose product is annotated as peroxisomal trans-2-enoyl-CoA reductase. Gene Ontology annotation, molecular function: trans-2-enoyl-CoA reductase (NADPH) activity. The transcript is spliced from 8 exons. The coding region runs from base 40 to 930 and encodes 296 amino acids. Gene Ontology annotation, biological process: phytol metabolic process. The record is from RefSeq and is a predicted model, not a curated record. NCBI's taxonomy places the organism in Eukaryota, Metazoa, Chordata, Actinopteri, Salmoniformes, Salmonidae. Gene Ontology annotation, cellular component: peroxisome.
GACAGAUCACAUGACUAGCACCCAGGAGCAGGGAGAAACAUGGCAGUCUCCAGUGUGUUCAAAGCGGGUCUGUUCAACCACAAAGUGGCGGUGGUAACGGGAGGAGGCACCGGCAUCGGUAAAGCCAUCUCCUCCGACCUGCUGAAGCUGGGCUGUACCGUGGUGAUCGCGAGCAGGAAGUUGGAGAGGUUGGAGGCUGCGGCUGACGAGCUGCGACAGAGUAUACCUCAGUCUAGCCCUGCCUGUGUCACCCCUAUAGUCUGUAACAUACGCAACGAGGAGGAGGUGAAGUCUCUGGUGCGGUCGGUGCUGCAGCGAUAUGGUCGUAUUGAUUACCUGGUGAAUAACGGCGGAGGCCAGUUCAGCAGCCCAGCAGAACACACCUCAUCUAAGGGGUGGAAGGCCGUCAUAGACACCAACCUCACAGGAACCUUCCACUGCUGCAAGGAAGUGUACGCUGCGUGGAUGAAGGAGAAUGGAGGAGUGAUCGUCAACAUCAUCGCUGAUAUGUGGAAGGGCUUCCCAGGCAUGGCUCACACCGGAGCAGCGCGGGCCGCUGUAGACAACCUCACUAAGUCUCUGGCCAUCGAGUGGGCCGUGUCUGGAGUCAGAGUCAACGCCAUAGCGCCGGGCACCAUCGUCUCCAAGACAGCCGUGGAGAACUAUAAGGAGUUUGGACCGACGCUGUUUAAGAUGUCUAUUCCCUUCAGCCCUGCUAAACGACUGGGAGUCCCAGAGGAGAUCUCUCCAGCAGUGUGCUUCCUCCUGUCUCCUGGUGCCUCUUACAUCUCUGGAGCCACUCUGAGGGUGGACGCUGGACAGAGUCUUUACCACUCUAUGUGGGAAAUACCAGAUCACAGUGCGUGGCCCCAGGCCCCAGAGGGAGAGAAUCUGGACGCUCUGAAAGAGUUGCUGAAACCCAAGCUCUAACUAUCACUACGGAAACAAGGUCGUCGCUACGAAGACCAACCCAGCACCACGGUGACCAGCCGUGGCAACGGACGGACGGGUGUAUGAUUGUAGACAGACAGUAGACGUUUAGAGAAUUGUUUUUGAGAACGCUGAUCAGAAAGCUAUCAAUAUGAAUUCAUGGAAGGGUUGAUGUCAACUGUGUGAACCUGUAUCGCCGUGUAUCACCCUGUAUCCCCCUGUGUGACCCUGUAUCCCCCUGUGUGACCCUGUAUCCCCCUGUAUCCCCCUGUGUGACCCUGUAUCCCCCUGUGUGACCCUGUAUCUCCCUUUGUGACCCUGUAUCCCCCUGUGUGACCCUGUAUCCCCCUGUGUGACCCUGUGUGACCCUGUAUCCCCCUGUGUGACCCUGUAUCCCCCUGUGUGACCCUGUAUCCCCCUGUGUGACCCUGUAUCCCCCUGUGUGACCCUGUAUCCCCCUGUGUGACCCUGUAUCCCCCUGUGUGACCCUGUAUCCCCCUGUAUCCCCCUGUGUGACCCUGUAUCCCCCUGUGUGACCCUGUAUCCCCCUGUGUGACCCUGUAUCCCCCUGUAUCCCCCUGUGUGACCCUGUAUCCCCCUGUGUGACCCUGUGUGACCCUGUAUCCCCCUGUGUGACCCUGUGUGACCCUGUGUGACCCUGUGUGACCCUGUAUCCCCCUGUAUCCCCCUGUGUUACCCUGUAUCCCCCUGUGUGACCCUGUAUCCCCCUGAUUCCCCUGUGUGACCCUGUAUCCCCCUGUGUGACCCUGUAUCCCCCUGUGUGACCCUGUAUCCCCCUGUGUGACCCUGUAUCCCCCUGUGUGACCCUGUAUCCCCCUGUAUCCCCUGUGUGACCCUGUAUCCCCCUGUGUGACUCUGUAUCCCCCUGUGUGACCCUGUAUCCCCCUGUGUGACCCUGUAUCCCCCUGUGUGACCCUGUAUCCCCCUGUGUGACCCUGUAUCCCCCUGUGUGACCCUGUAUCCCCCUGUGUGACCCUGGAUCCCCCUGUAUCCCCCUGUGUGACCCUGUAUCCCCCUGUGUGACCCUGUAUCCCCCUGUGUGACCCUGUAUCCCCCUGUGUGACCCUGUAUCCCCCUGUGUGACCCUGUAUCCCCCUGUGUGACCCUGUAUCCCCCUGUGUGACCCUGUGUGACCCUGUAUCCCCCUGUGUGACCCUGUAUCCCCCUGUGUGACCCUGUGUGACCCUGUAUCCCCCUGUAUCCCCCUGUGUUACCCUGUAUCCCCCUGUGUGACCCUGUAUCCCCCUGUGUGACCCUGUAUCCCCCUGUGUGACCCUGUAUCCCCCUGUGUGACCCUGUAUCACCCUGUGUGACCCUGUAUCCCCCUGUGUGACCCUGUAUCCCCCUGUGUGACCCUGUAUCCCCCUGUGUGACCCUGGAUCCCCCUGUGUGACCCUGUGUGACCCUGUAUCCCCCUGUGUGACCCUGUAUCCCCCUGUGUGACCCUGUGUGACCCUGUAUCCCCCUGUAUCCCCCUGUGUUACCCUGUAUCCCCCUGUGUGACCCUGUAUCCCCCUGAUUCCCCUGUGUGACCCUGUAUCCCCCUGUGUGACCCUGUAUCCCCCUGUGUGACCCUGUAUCCCCCUGUGUGACCCUGUAUCCCCCUGUGUGACCCUGUAUCCCCCUGUGUGACCCUGUAUCCCCCUGUGUGACCCUGUAUCCCCCUGUAUCCCCUGUGUGACCCUGUAUCCCCCUGUGUGACUCUGUAUCCCCCUGUGUGACCCUGUAUCCCCCUGUGUGACCCUGUAUCACCCUGUGUGACCCUGUAUCCCCCUGUGUGACCCUGUAUCCCCCUGUGUGACCCUGUAUCCCCCUGUGUGACCCUGGAUCCCCCUGUGUGACCCUGGAUCCCCCUGUAUCCCCCUGUGUGACCCUGUAUCCCCCUGUGUGACCCUGUAUCCCCCUGUGUGACCCUGUAUCCCCCUGUGUGACCCUGUAUCCCCCUGUGUGACCCUGUAUCCCCCUGUGUGACCCUGUAUCCCCCUGUGUGACCCUGUAUCCCCCUGUAUCCCCCUGUGUUACCCUGUAUCCCCCUGUGUGACCCUGUAUCCCCCUGUGUGACCCUGUAUCCCCCUGUGUGACCCUGUAUCACCCUGUGUGACCCUGUAUCCCCCUGUGUGACCCUGUAUCCCCCUGUGUGACCCUGUAUCCCCCUGUGUGACCCUGUAUCCCCCUGUGUGACCCUGGAUCCCCCUGUGUGACCCUGGAUCCCCCUGUAUCCCCCUGUGUGACCCUGUAUCCCCCUGUGUGACCCUGUAUCCCCCUGUGUGACCCUGUAUCCCCCUGUGUGACCCUGUAUCCCCCUGUGUGACCCUGUAUCACCCUGUGUGACCCUAGAUCCCCCUGUGUGACCCUGUAUCCCCCUGUGUGACCCUGUAUCCCCCUGUGUGACCCUGUAUCCCCCUGUGUGACCCUGUAUCCCCCUGUGUGACCCUGUAUCCCCCUGUGUGACCCUGGAUCCCCCUGUAUCCCCCUGUGUGACCCUGUAUCGCCCUGUGUGACCCUGUGUCCCCCUGUGUGACCCUGUAUCCCCCUGUGUGACCCUGUAUCCCCCUGUGUGACCCUGUAUCCCCCUGUGUGACCCUGUAUCCCCCUGUGUGACCCUGUAUCGCCCUGUGUGACCCUGUAUCGCCCUGUGUGACCCUGUAUCGCCCUGUGUGACCCUGUAUCCCCCUGUGUGACCCUGUAUCCCCCUGUAUCCCCCUGUAUCCCCCUGUGUGACCCUGUAUCCCCCUGUGUGACCCUGUAUCCCCCUGUGUGACCCUGUAUCCCCCUGUGUGACCCUGUAUCCCCCUGUGUGACCCUGUAUCGCCCUGUAUCCCCCUGUGUGGCCCUGUAUCCCCCUGUAUCCCCCUGUGUGACCCUGUAUCGACCUGUAUCCCCCUGUGUGACCCUGUGUGACCCUGUAUCCCCCUGUGUGACCCUGUAUCCCCCUGUGUGACCCUGUAUCCCCCUGUGUGGCCCUGUAUCCCCCCGUAUUCCCCUGUGUGACCCUGUGUGACCCUGUGUGGCCCUGUGUGACCCUGUAUCAUGUAUUGUACAUAAUUGUAGAUAAUUCAGAUAUUAUUAACAUGGUAAUAGGCCUAUGUGACAUUCUGCCUGAUUAUUGGCUGUUAUUAGUGUUUUUAUAAUGCACAGCCAGUGCCGAUGAAUGGUGAAUAUGAACCAUAAUGUUUUUACUAACUCUUGUCUCAUAAGGAAACAUAACUCUGCCUUACAAUAAACACCCUUUACACGGA